Messenger RNA from Parus major (Great Tit), 1109 nucleotides. It is a transcript of the gene RBP7, whose product is annotated as retinol binding protein 7. The coding region runs from base 513 to 917 and encodes 134 amino acids. Gene Ontology annotation, molecular function: fatty acid binding. Gene Ontology annotation, cellular component: cytosol; nucleus. Lineage: Eukaryota; Metazoa; Chordata; Aves; Passeriformes; Paridae. The record is from RefSeq and is a predicted model, not a curated record. Gene Ontology annotation, biological process: fatty acid transport. The transcript has 4 exons.
UCCAGACAUGAACCAACUUAAUUCUUAUCUCUGUGCCAUAGGUAUUGCUUUAAAAUUUGUUGAUAUAAUGCAAUCCACAGUUAAGAGUCAAUCCAUGUCUGUUCAAGUACAGCAUGUCUUUACAGGAGUACAUCACCUUUUCAACAAAUAUCUGGAUUUCAGAUCAUAAAGCCCCAGAUCUAAUAAACUUACAGGAAAUCUUAGUAAUGACAAAAUCAGUCCCUUAAAGUAUACAAGAUGGAAAUGGUUUAAACCAUGUUUUGGCUUGCAUUGUGGCUCUUGGGCUAUUAACGUUUGCUCCACACAAAGAUUUCAGAUGCAGUGAACUUUUCCCUCCAGCACAGCUGAGGCCAUUCUACAAUACCCUCUCACCCACUGCCUCAGCAGUAGCACCCUUCCCCUCCAGCAGAAAGGUCCUGGGUUAGAAUCCCACCCACAGGCUGCUUUAUAAAAGGCCUGCCUAGAAAAUUACAUUUGCAUUUUUGACUGGAUCUUCCUUCUACUGUCUGGCAAUGCCUGUGGAUUUCAGUGGAACCUGGAACCUUGUCAGCAAUGACAACUUUGAAGGUUAUAUGGUGGCCUUAGGUAUCGACUUUGCAACACGCAAAAUAGCAAAAAUGCUGAAGCCUCAGAAAGUGAUCAAACAAGAUGGUGAUUCAUUCUAUAUCCAUACCACUAGCACAUUCAGAGAUUAUUUGCUUGAAUUCAAAGUUGGAGAAGAGUUUGAGGAAGAUAAUAAAGGCUUGGAUAACAGAAAAUGCAAGAGCCUCGUUACCUGGCAGAAUGACAAACUUGUCUGUGUCCAGACUGGUGAGAAGAAGAACAGGGGCUGGACUCACUGGCUUGAAGGGGAUGACCUCCACCUGGAGCUUCGUUGUGAGAAUCAAGUAUGUAAACAGGUCUUCAAGAGAGCUUGAAUCUGUGUGGUGUGCUGGGUGCUGCCUGCAGGGACAGCGCUGCACAGGAGCCUCAUGUCCAGCGAGGGCUCUGUGGACCAGGACUGACUCCUGUUAACCUGAAUGGUCAAAGUUUCUGGCUCAGGAAAUAAGUCUGCUGUUGCCAGUGUUAAAAAUCUGAUUUUUGCCAAUAAAUGCCCCAAACUAAACUAA